Molecule: messenger RNA, 3602 nt
Organism: Coffea arabica (coffee)
Lineage: Eukaryota; Viridiplantae; Streptophyta; Magnoliopsida; Gentianales; Rubiaceae
Product: F-box protein SKIP24
Molecular function (GO): protein binding
Source: RefSeq, a predicted model, not a curated record
GUCUUUUCGAAUUCUAUUUUAUCGGAAUCCGAAAUCCGAUUUAGAUUGGGUCGAUCAAAUUUCCGGUUUUUUCCGAAAUAUGCACAGGCAGCUCUACCCAGAACCACCUGUUGUCAUCCCAUACUCGCCAGUCGCCACCCUUCCACCGCCGCUCUCCUCUCUUCUCUUCUCCUCCAAUUAAUGUUAAGAGCGUGGGUUUAGCUUAGAAGCGUGGUCAGGUAACCAACUUAUUGGCUUCUUCUUCUUCAUCGGACGGACCAGAUUAAUAUCAUAUCACAAAGAAGAAUUAGACUAGAAGAAUAAUAGGGAUUGGAUUGGAGCGGAGAAGAUGGGGUGGUGGAUGUUGCCGGACGAGCUGUGGAGAAGAAUACUCGAGCUUGGAACCACCUCAGCCUCGGCCUCAGCCUCAAAUCCUCCUCCUUGUCGUCUCACCUACAGAGACCUUUGCUGCCUCUCCAUCACUUGCAGACGCCUCCACAGACUAUCCUCUGAAGAUUCUCUCUGGUCGUCUCUGCUCCUCUCCGAUUUCCCUCCUCCUCCUCCCAAUGCUUCAUUUAAUUCUACCUCCUCCUCGUCUUCUUCUUCUUCUUCUUUGAAAGCCCUCUACAAAAUCAGGUAUGAGAGGAACCGAGAGCAGAAGCGCCUGGCUCAUAGAAGAAUUAUUCUCAGAAUUGAAAGCGAAGUAGCUGAGUCCUCCAGAAAGAUUCGUGAAAUGGAGCUUCACUUAGCUCAGGAAAGGGAAAAAAUGAGGAUAACAGUUGCUGAAUUACUCAACUUGCGUAGAGUCAGGCAAGCAUCGGUUGCGUUGAAAGUGUGGCAACCAGAGGUAGUUCGAGGUACACAAAAGCAGAUGGUUGAGCAAUGUGAUGUACCUGUCGAGUCUCGGAUUAGUGCACUUGAGAUGGAGCUCAGGCUUUGCAAGCAACAAAUUGCAAAUUAUGAUAAGGCUCUUAAAGUUGAAAAUCGGAAGGUUGACAGAGCAAAAGAACAGUUGGAAUCAGUAAAAUAUCACCCUCUGCCUGACUUUAGCAGGAAUGGCAACAGGAAUGACAAACAUGGCAUAAGAAGAAAAAGGUCGAAACAUGCAUGAAUAUAAUGUUCCCAUUUUGAGGUCUAAACAGAGAAUUCCAGAAAUCAACUUAGAAGGUAAACUCUAAGCUAAUAAAAAUGGUGGAGAUAGGAAACUCUUGUAGUACAGGUGGUGGCUUUCCAGGUACUUAGGAAUAUCAAUACCACCCGGAAAGUACCUGGAAUAUCAAUAUUCCAGUAAGAAGUCCACAUCUUUCUAGCUGCAGAAACUAGGAAGUACCGAGACAAAUGGAGUAUAAUGCGUCUUUGCAGGUACUUGGAAUGAUGCUAAGAAACAAGAACUAAAAGUGCCAAUUUUGGAAAGAUGAAUUAAUUCGUGACAAUCUGAAAAUUGUGUUUUGAGCUAAGGAAUACCACUCAGUGACACAUUAACAUGCUUUAUUUGAGUAAAAUGUCAUCUUCAUCAAGACUUAUGCAGUUCCAACUGGUAACGGUCCAGAGGAAAGCAAAUUUUAAGGGCAUUGUCUUAAAUCCCCAUCAAUCCAACACUGUGGAAGCUGACCUUUUCAGAGCCACAUUCAAGUCCGCCUCUUCUUUAUUGUUGAGAGCUUCGUCACUUGUGGCCAACAUGACAUCAAGGUAUUUUCCAGAUGGUAUUGAAAUUUACUUCAUAAUGUAGGAGGAAAGAUGCUUGAUGCCAUGCUUCUUAACAUGACCCUCCACGGCUGCAUUGCUGCUCGUGGCAUGAUUUCACAAUAUAAAUCUUGAGCAGCCAGAAGGAGUUCGCAAUCUAAUUUGCUUGAUCUCCGAGCGAAUUCGAAUGGAUGGAUGUCUAGUGUUUGAUUAUUAUCAUCUCUAUCCUCAGUUCCUGGAAAUGAUUAUCCCACAGAUACUAGAAGGGAAGAUCACUUAUGUGGAAGACAUAGCUGAAGGCCUUGAGAAUGCCACAUGGGCUUUGAUAGGGCUAUUCUUUGGGCGCAACAUUGGGAAGCAGGUGGUAGCUGUUACCCGUGGAUAGUGUACAUCAUCUAGAAUUGUCCUUUUCACGGUUUGUGCUUUGGUUUUGUCUAGUAUACUUGGUAUCUCGUGCAAUGCUGGGAAGCAAAUAGUAGCUGUUGCAAACAUUUAAUAAUGUGUGUUGAGUGGAACUCACGGAAGUGCUUUCAGCUUUGGUGCUUGGCUUUGUCUUAUAGACCUGGCAUCUUGUCAAAUAUAUAAAUAGAAUCUCACUGCUUUUCAGAGCCCAAUAGCAGCGUUAAUCUAAUCUUUUUGUGGUCUGUUGAGUACAGGAAAGAUCAGUUGGUGGUUUUCUGUGUUACAGAUAUCAAUCAACAGCAUUUUGCCUUAAGAAUGACAGAUGCAGCAUUUUGCAUUAUUUCCACAGACUUGACAUGGAAAAACAGAUGACUUCUGUAAAUCAUUUGGAAUCCAAUGGGUGUUAACAAAUAGGUACAGUUAAAGUUGUGAGGAAAAGAGAGAAAAUUGAGAAAAUAGUUCAACUGCCAAUUGAGGUACUAAAAACUAAGGAGCUGUUGGUUCAUCAACCUCUCUCUAGUGAGACAAACAUGGUGAACAACAGCUUGUAGUAAUGGAGAACUACCUGACAAGGAUGCUUUAGUUAAAGGUAUGCCAAGGUCUUUGUUCCCUUCAAAUCACAUGCAUUUUAAACCAAGCUGCUUGGUUAAGAAAAGAGUCUGCACGAAAUCUUGCAAUGACUGUCUACUAUGUUUUAAAACCUUUUAAUUUGAUAAUUAUAAUUCUGGAUGGGAAAUGGUGCCCUGUGGCAGGACAUAUACUACUUUAUUAAAAGAGACUUGAGCAGCUCACUCCUUGUGAGCUUGUUGCUGUGCCUGAUGCAGAUGGUGCUACUAUCUGUUUGUUUAGCAGUACCGGAUGCAUUACAGUUAGAUCAGCUUUGAAAGUUCUUUGUCCUGAUGGAAAUAAUUGUUCCUUGUCAUAAACUGGUUUGGGAUCUGUGCCCAAGUUCUCUCUAUCUUGUGGCUGCUAUGUACAAGGAGAUUGCAUACUAAAGAUAAAAUGAGAAGAUUGGGAUGUUUGAAAGGCUCUUCUGACUGUGUUUUAUGUAAUGGUGCAGAGAAGUCUAUCGAACACCUAUCUUUCUGAGUGCAAAAUAUGCCUUAUGCUCUGUUUUCAGAGGUUCAUACCCUUGCUCUGUGGAACUUCUUUGGCUAUGCUAGCAUUGAAUGUCAAAUACCUUUGUGGAUAAAUUCCAUAGGCUGGCUCUAGCUGUUACAGUCUACUAUGUGUGGAGAGCUAGAAAUGAAGCAAUUUUUCAGAAGAGACAUUUUUCUGCAGUUGGCAUCAUCACAAACAUGGUUGAAGCACUGAGGCACACAGGAACCUCCUGGAGAGGUGUCUCCAGAACCAAAGAAAUCUGGAAGCUGAUCCUUGAAUGUGGUAUUUCCCACAGGCGCUUUUGAUAGGCAUUAGCUAUCCUGUAUAUAGUGAGUUGUAUUGAUAGUGUUUGGCUUUCUGCUAUGUACAGGUAGCUGUAGCUAUGUGUGUAAGCUUCUCAUUUUCUUUAUCAAAAAAAAAAAAUUUCUUUUGCCCAA